Messenger RNA from Polypterus senegalus (gray bichir), 995 nucleotides. Its product is annotated as coiled-coil domain-containing protein 114-like. The record is from RefSeq and is a predicted model, not a curated record. The transcript has 5 exons. The coding region runs from base 51 to 668 and encodes 205 amino acids. Gene Ontology annotation, biological process: outer dynein arm assembly; cilium movement. Gene Ontology annotation, cellular component: axoneme. NCBI's taxonomy places the organism in Eukaryota, Metazoa, Chordata, Cladistia, Polypteriformes, Polypteridae.
UUCUGCAGGACCAGCAAGAUUUUUGCAAGGAGAUCAGUCAUGGGAUUGACAUGUCUGCUUCAGCUUUUGUGGAAAGGACAAAAGCACAAAAUAGCUUGGUGGUUCUGAGAGAGAAGGACAUGAAACACCAAAUCCAACACAGUGCUGACAUUGAAAAUUUGAAACGCACCAUCAAGCACGACCGUAGCCUGAAGGACUUCAUGCGUGUAAAGUUAGACAACCAGCGUGGGGAAGGCAUUGACUUGGCUGAUGGGAAGACACCUGAAUCCUGGGAGGACACUAUGGAGACAUAUGAGGAGGCUCUUCAGAAGAUUCAGGCAGUCACUGGAGAGAGGCGCACAGAAGACCUGGUCAGGAAAUUGAGAGAAGUGGAAGAAAGGAACUUUGCGCUCUUCAAUUACGUGAAUGAACAGAACAGUGAAAUUGAGAGGCUCCAGGAACAAACAGAGGAGAUCAAGAAGGAGAUGGCACUUUUCCGCAGUCAGGGCCUUGAUCAUGAGGAUGAUUACGAGCUUACAGUGAAAGACAUCAAGAUGAAGCUGGCCCGGGCUACUCAGCAAGCAGAGAAAUAUGGGCAGUGGGCACAAGAGAUGGAAAAGAUACAGGAUCAGCUGAAAAUAGGUUUGGGAUGCAAGGAUGGACUAAUGAAUUACAGAAAUGAGCUAUGAUAGAAUCUUGAAUCUUAAGAAAGAUAAAUGGUCCAGAGGAGUGUAGCAUUGACAUAGAUUGGUGAGAGGAGCUAAUUUGUGUUGAAUAAAUAAUAGGGUACAGACUGGAGAAAUGACUCACAUAAAGUAGACAGAGGAGUGCACAAGUGAUAGAAGUCUUGGGUGAAACAAAAAGGUGCAGGACUAGUAGUUUAUCAGGAAUAAAUGGAGGAGUUUAGCAGAGACAGAGACUUCAAUUAUACUGGAUGAGUGGAAUAUACUUUAACAGGUUAACCUGAAAUAUUGAUUAAAGGCAGUAACAUGAAUUGGCUAGACAUGGACAGGAGG